Molecule: messenger RNA, 2205 nt
Organism: Parastagonospora nodorum SN15
Lineage: Eukaryota; Fungi; Ascomycota; Dothideomycetes; Pleosporales; Phaeosphaeriaceae
Exons: 4
Coding region: 1-2205 (734 amino acids)
Biological process (GO): intracellular protein transport; vesicle-mediated transport
Cellular component (GO): membrane coat
Molecular function (GO): clathrin binding
Source: RefSeq, a predicted model, not a curated record
AUGAGCCAGGGUGGCCAAGAUGCGAAGCUCUUUGCGAGGACGUCCCUCGGAAGCUAUCGUUGCCAUGCCAUGGCCAUGUUCUUUGCAUACACGUUUGACCACACCCGCUCACAUGCGCUUCGCACACAACAGGGCAAGGUCGCCGAGCUCCGUCUCGAGCUGAACAGCGGCGGCAAGAAGGACAAGAACUUCUCCGCGAAGAAGACGGCCCUCAAGAAGAUUGUCGCCAACAUGACCAUGAGCAACAACGACAUGGUCGCGCUCUUCCCAGACAUCGUGGGCUGCAUGCACAUCCAGAGCUUGGAGAUCAAGAAGAUGUGCGAGGCUGACAGCGGCAGGUGCUUCUUGUACUUGGUCAACUAUGCCAGGAUAAAACCCGACAUUGCGCUCAAGGCGCUGCCCAUCAUACAGGAAGACAUGCACGACAACAACCCGCUAGUGCGGGCACUGGCCCUACGCACCAUGUCCUACGUCCACGUCCGCGAGUUCGUCGAAGCGACCGUUCCCCAUCUGAAGAACCUCCUCAAGGACGCGGAUCCAUACGUUCGCAAGACGGCCGCCUUCUGUGUCGCGAAGCUUUACGACCAUGACAGACACCUCGUGGAGAAUUCGGAUUUGAUCGACAAGCUCAACGGCAUGCUGAGAGACGAGAACCCCACAGUCGUAUCCAGCGCUUUGGCAGGACUCAUGGACAUUUGGGAGCGAAGCGAGAACAUCAAGCUCACCAUCGACUAUGCCAGCGCCUCCAAGAUUGUCUCCAUCUUACCGGACUGCUCCGAGUGGGGCCAAACCUACAUCUUGGAAGCGAUGAUGAACUACGUCCCACAAGACACCGCAGAAGCCGCUCUUCUUGCUGAGCGCAUAUCACCGCGCCUCUCACAUUCAAACUCCGCCGUCGUGCUUACCUGCAUACGCGUCAUUUUAUAUCUCAUGAACUACAUACCCGACCAGAAAGUAAUAUCCUCCUUGUGUAAUAAGCUCUCCCCACCCCUGGUCACACUUCUCUCCAAGGGUCCGGAAAUCCAGUACCUGGCCCUGCGUAACGCGCUUCUCAUCCUCCAGCGACGGCCAGAUGUCUUGCGAAACGACAUUCGCGUUUUCUUCUGUAAAUACAACGACCCUAUAUACGUAAAGGUCACAAAGCUUGAACUCAUCUUUAUGCUGGCGACGGAGAAGAACAUCAAGGAGGUGUUGACCGAGUUGUCUGAAUACGCCACAGAGAUUGACGUGGACUUUGUGAGAAAGUCGGUCCGCGCCAUCGGCAAGCUCGCCAUCAAGAUCGCGCCAGCAGCACAGCUGUGCAUCAGCACACUUCUUCAAUUAGUCAGCACAAAGGUCUCUUACAUCGUGCAAGAAGCCACUGUUGUCAUUCGCAACAUCUUCCGCAAAUACCCCAACCAAUACGAAUCGAUCAUCUCGACUCUGUGCGAGAAUCUCGAUUCCCUAGACGAGCCUGAGGCCAAAGCAGCCAUGAUCUGGGUCAUCGGUCAAUACGCCGACCGAAUAGAAGAUUCAGAUGUCUUACUUGAAGACUUCCUCGACACCUUUCAAGACGAAACCCACGAGGUACAACUCGCCCUUCUCACCGCGACGGUCAAGCUCUUCAUCCAACGCCCAACACGCGGCUCCUCGCUUGUACCGAGAGUCCUGAAAUGGGCUACAGAAGAAACCGACAACCCAGAUCUCCGCGAUCGUGGCUACAUGUACUGGCGACUCUUGUCUUCUGCUCCCGAGGAGGCCAAGAAAGUUGUCAUGGGCGAGAAGCCCGCCAUCACAGCAGAAGAAUCCGAGAAGCUGGACCCUUCAACGCUGGAAGAGAUGUGUCUCAAUGUUGGAACUCUCGCAACCGUCUACCUCAAGCCUGUCAACCAGGUCUUCCGCAGUGCGCGACCUAGGAAACUACAGGAAUCGCCAGCACUCCAACGCCACGAGCUGCCGACGGUCAAAGCUGCCCAACUAGCUCGUGAGCGCGCGGCUGCGGAUCGGUCGAGACUGGACACCACGAAUGGCAAUGGCAUGGCUACGGCUGUUAGUGACGCGGACAUGUAUUUCGCUAGUGUAGGCAGACAGAGCACGUUUGGCGGAAGUCCCGUGAAUGAGGAUGGAGGGGCGUUUGGAAGCGGGUGGGUUGUUAAUCAGAAUGCGCCGCAACAGAUGGUGUUGAGUCCGGCUGGGACAGAUGGGAAUCAAGAUUUGCUGCUCUAG